UUAUUCAUUUUUUAAUAUAGCUGAAGCCUUAUAACAAUGCCAGUGGAGGGGCCUCACGCCCCGACUGUGAAGCCAUAGGUGUUAGUUGACGUGGCUCCUGACAUGAAAUAAGCACUCGGUAAAUAAUAAUGAUGACAAUCCAUCACAUUCAUAAUCCAUUAUACAGUUUCCGGGCCGUUUUCACAUUCUCACUUCUGUCCCCCUCACGCGACAAGGUAGCUCUGUGAUUAUUUCGUCCUGUUUUACAAAAGCCGACACGGAAGCACGCCCAGGUCGGGAGAAGUCUCGGGAUCGCCGGCCCAGAGUGCCACGGCCGUCCUGCGGGCUGCGCUCGGGGGCGGGGCGGGGCGGGGCGGAGCUCCCGGCUCCCGGCAGGUGCGUCAAUCCACGGGGGAAUCCUCGGCUCCACCUGGGCGCGGCGAGGAAAUUGCACCAUGUAAGGGCAACUACGUCAGAGGGGGCGGGUCCGCCGAGGUCUGUAGGGAGCGCCCGGUCUACCCCUUUCCCCACGGUAAGGCAGUUGCCUGACUGUGGGAGGCGUGGAAAAGUUCGGCUCCGACUGGCAAAAGGCGGUACCGUCUGGAGAGGUGGAGCCUGGAGGUGACCCGCGCGGCUGCGAAACGCCCCCACCCCCCGCGGUCCAAGUGGUUCAGCCCGAGAACUCUUCAUUCAUAAAAAGAAAGGACUCCGCGAGGCUCCAGUGAGUCAGACCCCAAGCCGCCGACGCGGACCCUACAGAGCAGCCAGACCAGGGAAUGUUCCGAGACUUUGGGGAACCCGGACCGAGCUCCGGAGCCGGCAGCGCGUACGGUGGCCCCGCGCAGCCCCCAGCCGCGGCGCAGGCGGCGGCUCAGCAGAAGUUCCAUCUUGGGCCAAGCGUCAAUGCUGUGAGUGGUAGCCAGGAGCUACAGUGGAUGGUGCGGCCUCACUUCCUGGGACCCAGCAGCUACCCUCGGCCUCUGGCCUAUCCUCAGUACAGCCCCCCACAGCCCCGGCCAGGAGUCAUCCGGGUUGUGGGGCCACCUCCCGGGGUGCGUCGCAGGCCCUGUGAACAGAUCAGCCCCGAGGAGGAGGAGCGCCGGCGAGUGAGGCGCGAGCGGAACAAGCUGGCCGCGGCCAAGUGUAGGAACCGGAGGAAGGAACUGACCGACUUCCUUCAGGCGGAGACUGACAAGCUGGAGGAUGAGAAAUCCGGGCUGCAGCGAGAGAUUGAGGAGCUGCAGAAGCAGAAGGAGCGUCUAGAGCUGGUGCUGGAAGCACACCGACCCAUCUGUAAAAUUCCAGAAGGACCCAAAGAGAGAGACACAGCCAGUACCAGUGGCAAGAGCAGCCCACCAGCCCCCUGCCGCCCUGUACCCUGCAUCUCCCUGUCCCCAGGGCCUGUGCUUGAACCCGAGGCAUUGCACACUCCCACACUCAUGACCACACCCUCCCUGACUCCUUUCACCCCCAGUCUGGUGUUCACCUACCCCAGUACCCCUGAGCCCUGUGCCUCAGCUCAUCGCAAGAGUAGCAGCAGCAGUGGGGACCCAUCCUCUGACCCCCUUGGGUCCCCCACUCUCCUUGCUUUGUGAGGUACCCCAACCCCACUCCCUGCAGUGUUACCCUAGCCAACUUCUCCUCCACACCCAUUGGUCUAGCUGGCCUGGACCAUUCUGCAUGCCCCCAUCAGGGUCUUCAUUCCUCCACAUGAGACUGAGCAUUUUGCUUUGUGACAGAGCCAGUUUAGGGCCACCAAAGCUGCCCACUGUUUCUCUAGAGCUGGCCUCUAUAACAAUUUACACUAAAUCAGAGACAAAUAUUUCCCAUUUGGGCCACAGAAAUUCUGGCAGCCUGAAGACAUUUUGUAAAUACCUAGAGGUCCUCUGGAAUCCUAACCCCUUCCAGGCCAUCCCCACACUCUCCACGACCUUCUGCCUAUGACCCACUCAACCCUACCCCCUGACAGAAGGUGCCAUUCUACCAGCCUAGAACACUAACUCACUCAGCCCCCACUGCCAGCAGCAGCAAGUGACCAGACCAGGCCAUUUGCUGGCCCUUCCUGUGUGGCACAGUUCAGGAGGUGCCAGAGGCUUCCAUGAUGAGCUGACCUGCAGUCCCCUGCUCUAAGAAGCCUUUAGUUCCAGGGAUUCCAAGCCUCUACAGAAGACAGCUGCUAUUUAUUUUCCUAAAGAGAGUAUUUUUAUACAAACCUGCCAAAAUGGAAUAAAAGGCUUGAAGCUC
Messenger RNA from Tupaia belangeri chinensis (Chinese tree shrew), 2223 nucleotides. It is a transcript of the gene FOSL1, whose product is annotated as FOS like 1, AP-1 transcription factor subunit. The record is from RefSeq and is a predicted model, not a curated record. Gene Ontology annotation, biological process: regulation of transcription by RNA polymerase II. NCBI's taxonomy places the organism in Eukaryota, Metazoa, Chordata, Mammalia, Scandentia, Tupaiidae. The coding region runs from base 756 to 1574 and encodes 272 amino acids. Gene Ontology annotation, molecular function: DNA-binding transcription factor activity, RNA polymerase II-specific; RNA polymerase II cis-regulatory region sequence-specific DNA binding. Gene Ontology annotation, cellular component: nucleus. The transcript is spliced from 4 exons.